Molecule: messenger RNA, 3592 nt
Organism: Bufo bufo (common toad)
Lineage: Eukaryota; Metazoa; Chordata; Amphibia; Anura; Bufonidae
Gene: FBH1
Product: F-box DNA helicase 1
Exons: 21
Coding region: 204-3224 (1006 amino acids)
Biological process (GO): double-strand break repair via homologous recombination; replication fork processing
Cellular component (GO): nucleus
Molecular function (GO): DNA binding; protein binding; hydrolase activity
Source: RefSeq, a predicted model, not a curated record
GCUUCCGUCCAAUGUGCUACUUUCGUUUUCCACUGGCGUAGUGUCAAGCAGCUUGUGUGGACAAUUGGAAGGAAUACAUUGGUGACUGCCGCCUGCGCGGCUGAAGGGCGACGCAGAAGUCAUGGCGUGGAGGUUGACGAGCGCUGGAACGCAAGUCUGGGACCUCGCUGGGGAGCGUACAUUUUGGUCUUCCCUCUAGUAUCAUGAAAAGGCGCAAGCAUCUUACAGGACCCGAGUGUCAGGAGCUGGCUCAGAGCAGAGAAGGCUUGUGCGCCCUCACUCAGCCAUUCAACCAGUGGAAUACCAAGCAAGAUGUGCACAGAGGCCUGUACCCUCGUAGCAGGGCUGAGAGAUGGUUCAGAGGUAAAGGUGGAAAAUCGACUUUGAGCACUUCCCACAAUAUUCUAAGCACUGAUAUAUCCCCCAGCUGCAGCCAUUCACAAGAGAUGGCAGAGGAUGUGUCUAGUCGUAUGGAUGAGGACGCUGUGGAGUCAGACAGUGAGAAUGAUGUACACCUAUCAGAUCUCCACUCCAGCAGAAAAAGACCCUAUUCUUCCAUAGAAGGCUUAAGCCAGAACUUAUUGCCAGUAGUGGACACUCAAUCUUCCAGCAAUUUCUUGGAGGAGGAUGAUGAUGAUGAUGAUGAUGAUGAUGAAAUGGGUCUUAUGCUGGAUUCACUUUCUGAGUCUUGUUAUGGACUCCUUGGUGUGACUGACCAGAGCCAACCAUCAUGUGGACAUAUAAACCAGUUCCCUGAUGAACUGCUGCAGUGUAUCUUCAGCUUCCUUCCAGCGGUGGACCUCUAUCGGAACAUCAGCCUGGUUUGUCAUAAGUGGAAGUCUUUGGUCCAUGACUCACUGUUUAUUAAAUGGAAGAAAUUGUACCACCGAUACCUUGCAAAAGAUGGCCUGGCUGUAAUGGAAAUUGAGGAUCUUCUUAAGAAGAAUGGAAUAACUGCAGACAAUCCCCUCUGUAUACUACAACUAGUAAAGUACUUUACUACUUUGUUUUGUCACGUCGCCGACUCCCAAGCCAUUUUGGAAAGUCUGAAGAACCAUCAUUUAUAUGAAAUUGCUGAAAAAUGUGUUACCCAGAGACUACCAGAGUUGACGUGUAACAACGAGGCUGUGAACGCUUGGGCAGUCCUGGCCGUAAUCGCUCUUCUGUCAAUCAAAGUGGGUGACAUCCAGAGGCUGAUAAGAUGCUUGUGGCAUUUUAGAUCACCUUUAAGGCUUGUUGAAGUCAUGGAAGCCUUGUACUGUUUGGCAACCUUACUCUUUGCGAUGAGAGAGCAGAAGGUCCUCAUCAGUAAUAGAAUUCAUUACAACAUUUUCUAUAGUCUAUAUCUUUUGGAGAACAGCAGCUCGCAGAAGAAAAUACCAUCCUGUGAAAAUGCAAGACCUAAGCCCACCUUCAAUCUUACAAAUGAGCAGCAGCAAAUAAUAAACCACGAUAUUCAGGAAGGGCAAGUUAUGAAAAUCAUGGCUUUUGCAGGUACUGGGAAAACCUCUACCCUUAUUAAGUACGCAGAGAGGAGACCAAAUCUACGCUUUUUGUAUGCAACAUUCAACAAAUCAAUUGCACAUCAUGCUGGCCAGAAUUUCCCCAAGAAUGUCGUAUGCAAAACUUUCCACUCGUUGGCUUAUCAUCAGACAGGAAAACUGUAUCAGCAAAGAAAGAAGCUGAACCCCUCCAAGCUGACUCCAUAUACUGUUAACUUUGUCCUUCCUGAAGGGCAAGCUGGUUUUGUAAGAGCCAAACUUGUGGUUAAGACACUGGAGAACUUUCUUGCCUCUGCCGACGAAGCAAUUGAAACAGACCAUGUUCCUAUAUGGUAUAAAAAUAACCGUGGAGAAAGGGAAAUGGUGAAUCCACGGGAUCAACAGUUUGCAGUGAGAGAAGCAGACAAAAUCUGGCAAAGAAUGCAAAGUCUUGAGGAAACUCGUGAAUAUGCCUACAAAAUGACACAUGAUGGCUAUCUGAAGCUGUGGCAGCUCCGCAAGCCAAAUCUCUCUUCUUAUGAUGCUAUAUUUGUAGAUGAAGCUCAGGACUGUACGCCUUCUAUUAUGGAGGUUGUCCUGUCCCAGAAAUGUGGGAAAAUAUUUGUUGGAGAUCCUCACCAGCAGAUCUAUUCCUUCCGUGGUGCUGUAAAUGCUCUUUGUGAGGUGCCCCACACUCACAUCUUCUAUCUUACACAGAGUUUCCGAUUUGGUGCUGAGAUAGCUUACAUUGGUGCCACCAUACUUGAUGCCUGUAAGAAGAUACGACGUAAAACUUUAGUCGGAGGAAACCAAGAAGGUACUGUUCGUGAGCACUUCCAAACUAAGGUUGCUAUUCUAUCUCGAACCAAUGCAUGUGUGUUUGACCAGGCUGUCAGUGUUACAGAUAAAGAAAAUCCCUCAUUGAUCCACAUUAUAGGGGGACCAGAAAACUUUGGACUGAGCAAAAUCCAUGAUAUUUGGGUGUUACUUCAACCAGAAUCUGAGAGACAGAAAAGAAGAUUAUAUAUUAAAGACCGAUUCAUUGCGACCUGGAAAAGGAAGGGGUUUACAGCAUUAAAGCAAUAUGCAGUAAGCUCUGAAGACAAAGAGUUAGAAGGCAAAAUUGCUGUUGUUGAAAAAUACAAUCACCGAAUACCUGAGUUGGUGAAUAAAAUAGAAGGGUGUCAUAUAGAUGACACAUCACGUGCAGAUUAUAUUUUAGGAACUGUCCAUAAAGCUAAAGGAAUGGAGUUUGAUAAUGUGCAGGUUACAGAUGACUUUGCCAAAAUCCCCUCUGCCAGGCACAACUUGGAAAGGCUUCAGAUUCCAUUUGCGGUGUUAGCUAAAGAUGAAUGGAAUUUGCUUUACGUGGCAGUAACCCGUGCCAGAAAACACCUCACAAUAACAAAGUCUGUAGAAAAUAUUAUGACCCUAGCCGGUGAAUAUUCCCUAAAAGCAGAGCUGACAAGUCAGAUGUUAAAAGAUGGUCCGGUACAGUGUGCUUUGCCGCAUUGCAAUAAUUCAAUUCCCGAUCAGACUGUCUUGACUUCGAGGAAGCUUCCAAUCACAUAUAGUGACAAAAGUGAAGAUAAAGGAGGAUACAUCUGCCAUGCUUGUGCACAUCAGCGGGUUGGUCCGAUAACACAACUGAUGAUCUCUCAGGAGGUUUUACAGACUAUGGAUGUUAAACUAGAGAACAUUGUUCUUCCCCGACACUAUGAAGCACUACUGCAAGUUAUUUAAUGAUUUACUGGUACCAGCUACCAUAUGCUUCUCUAUAAUCUAAUCUUGUCAUGGCAACAAUCCGCCUGUUGAUCAAUGGUUUUUAAUACAGCUCUUGAUAUUAUUGGUACUGUAUAUAUUGUGUUAUUUCAGUCAUGUGCCAUCAUGCACAAUUUUUGGGUUUUCUGAGAUUUGAAUACUGAUUACCUUUCCUUUGGGAUCCCCACCGAUCAGCUGCUUGAGAAGGCUUCAGCGCAGUGGCCUUCUCUGUGCUCAUCAAGCACAGCGCUGUACAUAGUGUAGCAACUGUGCUUGGUAUCCCAGCUCAGCCCCAUUUACUUCUAUGGGGCUGAGCUGCUCCUAGGUCAUGUGACCAAUGAACCAAGUCA